CGCACACGCGGCUUCCGAUGACGAUUUGUUACCCAGAUCCCAUCGCCGGUUUCUCGCCGGAGUUGACGGUUAACACUUGGAAUCUCCGCUCUCUAUCUCAAGCUUCAGUUUCUUCGGGUCAUGGCGUUCGAUUCCCGCGUCGAUUAAGACGAGGAGGAAAGACUCUCAUAUGUUCUGAUUCGAGCUCUCACUCAUGGAAUGUUCCUGUUCUGUCUAACAAUGAGGUUGCUGAGAGGCUAAAACUAGCAAGAGAAGGACAUCAAGAGUUCGUGGCCAUAUACCUUUAUGAAUUGGAUCAGCACCUUGACCGUAUCAUACGUUCUGCGUCCAUGGCUAAGAUCCCACUUCGAUUCGACCGGGAAACUAUCAGAAGGAUUCUCAUCCAAACCGUGAGCGUUUCUGGGUGUAGAGAUGGGUCUCUAAGAUACUGGCUCUCUGCAGGGCCAGGGGAUUUCCUCCUUUCUCCAUCUCAGUGUCUCGAACCAGCUCUUUACGCCAUUGUGAUCCAACAGAACCUCACCGUUCACCGAACAGGUGUCAAGGUAGUGACCUCUUCCCUCCCUAUAAAGCCUCCAGAGUUUGCUACGGUGAAAAGCGUUAACUACCUCCCUAAUGCGCUCUCACAAAUGGAGGCUGAGGCCAAGGGAGCUUAUGCGGGUAUUUGGUUGGAUAACGAUGGGUUUAUUGCAGAAGGUCCAAACAUGAAUGUGGGGUUUGUUGUUGGUAAGGAGCUUGUGAUGCCACGGUUUGAUAACGUUUUGAGCGGAUGUACGGCGAAGAGAACGCUUACACUCGCUGAACAGCUUGUAAGCAAAGGGAUGCUUAAAAGUGUGAAAGUAAUGGAUUUGGCAGUCGAAGAUGGAAAGAAAGCGGAUGAGAUGAUGCUUCUUGGGAGUGGAGUUCUCAUACGACCAGUGAUUCAAUGGGAUGAAGACAUUAUUGGUGAUGGGAAAGAAGGGCCAAUAGCCAAGGCGUUACUGGAUCUGUUGCUGGAAGACAUGAGCUCUGGUCCACCUUCUGUUCCACUAAAAAGCCUUUUUAGACUUUUCUUCUUAAGUCUCCUCCACCUUCUGUUUAUUGAUCAGCUCAGGCUAAUCGAGUCGUGUUUUUUUAGGCGCGUAUCUAAUGCAGGAGCCUUUGGUAUUGUGGGUGAAAUGAAGAUUCAGGUGAAGCAAGCUACGAUCGUGAAGCCAGCCGAGGAGACACCGACACACAGUCUAUGGCUUUCGAAUUUGGACCUGAUACAAGUGAGAUUUCACAUGGGCAUACUCUACUUUUACAACCCAUGUUCCUCCUCAAGUCUUUCCGACACUCAAUCCCUCAUCGAUGCUCUGAGCAAGGUUCUUGUCCUCUUCUAUCCUGCCGCCGGGAGGCUCCAAAAGGAUGCGAAUGGGAGGUUGGAAGUUAGAUGCAACGGAGAAGGAGUUUUGCUAGUGGAGGCUGAGACUGAUUCUACUGUACAAGACAUUGGCUUCCUCACUCAUAGUUCGGAUCUCUCUCAACUUGUACCAACUCUUGACUACUCAGUAGACAUCUCUUCCUUGCCUCUUCUUCUCUUCCAGGUUACAUAUUUCAAAUGUGGAGCCAUCUGUAUAGGAAACUCAAUACACCACACAUUCGGCACAGCUGCUUCUCUUGAGUAUUUCAUGGAAGCAUGGUCUAGAACUGCUCGUGGACUUCCUGUUAAGCUAGAACCGUUCUUCGACCGCACUGUUCUUCGCGCACGGGACCCUCCUUCCCCUGUCUUUCUUCACACUGAAUACCAACCACCUCCUUUUCACAAUCCUCCCGUGAAAUCCCUGCUUUACAGAUCAAAUCCUGAAUCUGAUUCCGCAGUAGCCAGUCUCAAGCUCACACGUCUCCAACUGAAAGCUCUUAGAGCUAAGGCAGAGGUUGCUGAUAGUAAGUUCAGUACAUACGAACUUCUGGUCGCGCAUAUGUGGCGUUGUGCUUGCUUUGCCAUUGAAGAUUUAAGUGAAGAACACUUGACGAGGUUGCAUAUAAUCAUUGAUGGGAGGUCGAGACUACGACCAAAGCUUCCACAGGGAUACAUUGGGAACACUCUCUUCCACGCUCGCCCUGUAUCACUGCUUGGCGAUUUCCGCAGAGAGCCUCUCAGCAAAACAGUGGAGAGAGUUCAUGUGGAGAUAAGGAAAAUGGACAACGAGUACUUGAGAUCAGCGAUUGACUACUUGGAGAGACAUCAAGAUCUCGAUCAGUUGGUUCCUGGUGAAGGCAACCCCAUCUUCAGCUGUGCAGCAAACUUCUGCAUCGUCGGUCUACCAAAGACGACGGCUUACGAGUUGGAUUUCGGAUGGGGAAGGCCCUUCUACGAGAGAGCUUCACAUUUGAAUGAAGGUAAAGGAUUUGUGGCUAGGAGCUUAGACGAAGAAGGGAGCUUUCUGGUGUUCAUGUGCUUGAACAACUCUCAGCUUGGUAUGUUUCGGAAGCUGUUCUAUGAGUUUCUCAAUGUGUCUGCAUUG
Molecule: messenger RNA, 2483 nt
Organism: Thlaspi arvense
Lineage: Eukaryota; Viridiplantae; Streptophyta; Magnoliopsida; Brassicales; Brassicaceae
Source: the annotation of a GenBank genome assembly